Coniophora puteana RWD-64-598 SS2 is the source of this 1080-nucleotide messenger RNA. RefSeq lists its product as uncharacterized. The record is from RefSeq and is a predicted model, not a curated record. The transcript has a single exon. The coding region runs from base 1 to 1080 and encodes 359 amino acids. Lineage: Eukaryota; Fungi; Basidiomycota; Agaricomycetes; Boletales; Coniophoraceae.
AUGGGUUUCUCAAGGACUGAUAUUCCCCCGCCGCUUCCGCCUUGCAAUGCGAUCGCACUGUCGUACGACACAACACUUGACAAGCGGAUGACAGGCCAGAAGUACUCCAGAGUGCUCUUAAGAACCUUGCCGACAUACGUAUCGAUCGAAGACCAGGCUAGCUGCCACUGGUUCCACCAACUUUCACGCAAGUUUGAGGACUGCAAAGAUAUCAGGAGUGCUCCCAUCAACGCCAUCUGCGACAUUCUAGAAGACAGGUCAAAGUUCGAUACGCAGCAUAUCUUUAUCGACAUUCAAGACACUCACGACGUUCAUCUGCCGCAUCGACUUCUACCAGUCGACGAGCUAUUUUAUACCGUCGCCAAGAAGUUCACCGACUCGAACACGGCAUACAGAGUCAAAACAUACGUCUUCAAGGAGACGGUUGGACUCCUCGCUAGCGCCAGUUACUCAGAUGCCGACAUCGUCACAUUCGACUCGCUCCAGCCGUUGUCCCACUUUCUUUACAUUACCAGAGUUGACAUCGACACGCAACGAUUCAUUAGUCUAGGCGACGAGGACCUCAUGAGCAUCGCUGUAUGCUGGCCUUCCCUGCAAAUUCUAAAGCUUAACUCUUCGUACGGCUGGGGUUCUCCGGAUCACUACCACCCGUCUCUGGCCCGGCGCCCAACGCUCACGGGGAUCAUCCGUCUGCUCUUUGCGUGCAGCGAUCUACGACAGCUGCACAUAUCGAUCGACGGGACCUCUAUCAGCGACGCGAUCAGGGUUUUUCAACCUUGUGUUCCCAUCCCGGAGCACCGCCUCAGGACCAUCGACCUCCUCGACUCUACCUCUGGCGACGCGAGGGACAUCAAACAAGCUGCUAUCCUCCUUAGUCGUAUAUUGAAGCAAGCAGAUAUAUCUGCGUGGACGAAUGACGCUUUUACUACAGGGCUCAGGGAUGCGCAUGCGAGUUGGUGGCACCGUGUUAUCGAGUCCAUUCAAAGAUCAAAGGGCGGGGCUAACGAAGAAUCGAGGUCUGUCUUUUCCACAUUUCAAAGGGCUUGCAAGGCAGUGGGAUACAAUAGGUCUCGUCGUUAA